GACUGUAUAAAUAUCUAUACAUGUACUGUAUCUUCAGGACUUUAGCCACUUAGCAAUGGCGAACGGAUCAGACGGACAAACUGUGGACCAGGCAGAACAGCUUGCACUGUUGUUUCCCAAAGACAGUAUAGAGUACAAACUUCUACUGAGGUACACACAGAAAAAAACUCACAGUCAACCCCCACAGAGCAACGGUGUGGGAGAGACGAAGACUGGUUCCCCUACAAAACUUAGGGGCCACAAUAAAUCAAAUAAAAGUAAGAAGUUUCAUCUUCAGAAGGUCUUCAGCUGCAUUCAACCUGCAAAAAAAAAACCUGUCAGACAGCAGGCAUCUACAUUUCCAAGUCCACACCAGGGAGAAGUAGAACAGAUUGUCAACAGGUUGACUGAGAUCACAGAUCAUGUUCAUUUCAUAUCAUCGGAUAUAGAAACUGAUAGUGACGAUGUUGUGGAGAGAUUAGUGGAGCUGAUUAGGGAACAUGGAGAUAAACUUAACGAGAAAAUCGAAAGGGACCACAUGCUUAGGAAAAAUCUGCAGGACUGUUUUUCAUACACCUUCUUCAAGCAGGUGACUCAGAUGUUUAUGAGGAGACUGAGUCCAGAAGAACAUCCUACUACACAGAGCCCUGAGCAGGCUAAAAUCGCACUCACCUGUGAGCUGACCAGCCGCCUAAACACCAUGGACUGCCUUCCCAUGAACCGAGCGCUGGGCUUCGGUGCUAAAUACCUGCAGGACUAUUUUACACCCUGGGUCAUCGAACAAGGCGGCUACGAAAAAGUUUUCUGCACACCCGUUGAUGAGGACGAAGAGGUUCAUUAAGAUUUUUCUUGAAAUUCUGGGUUCAGUAAAUGUUUUUCUUAAGAAACCAAAGCUGCUAUGAAAAUGUUCAAUUUUUUAUUUGUUUUUUUUGUAUGCUUUUUGUUAUGUGACAAUAAAAUAAAGUCUUAUAAAAGCUAUAAGAUGAUAAAUAAUCGAUAAGAUGCUAAAAGAUAAAAAACAAUUUCUAUGAAUAUAGAAUAAUAUAAGUUUUUGCAUUAAAUACAUCGUACUGUAUGUUUUGUAUUGCACUGAUAUACAGUAUAUACUGUUCACAUUUUUGCAUUAAAUACUGUAUACUGUAUGUUUUUGUAUUGCACCCAAAAAUUCAGUUUCUUACUGGUUACGUUCGGGUCCUUUUUAGAUUUACUGGGUGGAGAAAAGUGUAUAAAAUGAUGAAAAAAUAAAAUAAAAACUGUUAUUUUAUUCACUGA
This is a messenger RNA of Silurus meridionalis, 1251 nucleotides long. RefSeq names its product apoptosis facilitator Bcl-2-like protein 14. NCBI's taxonomy places the organism in Eukaryota, Metazoa, Chordata, Actinopteri, Siluriformes, Siluridae. The record is from RefSeq and is a predicted model, not a curated record. Gene Ontology annotation, biological process: regulation of apoptotic process. The transcript is spliced from 6 exons. Bases 56 to 820 code for a protein of 254 amino acids.